Gongylonema pulchrum is the source of this 210-nucleotide messenger RNA. Lineage: Eukaryota; Metazoa; Nematoda; Chromadorea; Rhabditida; Gongylonematidae. The record is from the annotation of a GenBank genome assembly.
AUGUUCACGGACAGCUUAUCGACGGCGGUUGCGCCUGUACAACCGAGCACAUCCAGAGCGUAUCAUGCAGGUGGGCUAGUUAAAAUACGUGGCCUUGAGUAUAAUCGGGCCGAAACGAUGGAUCAGUGCAUAAAAGCACUGGAACGAAAUUCGCUGCCGACAUUUCCCGAUACAAGUAAGUUACCUUUCGUUUUCUAUGCCAUAGCGUAG